This is a messenger RNA of Pyrgilauda ruficollis (rufous-necked snowfinch), 921 nucleotides long. Its product is annotated as angiopoietin-related protein 7-like. The transcript has 5 exons. NCBI's taxonomy places the organism in Eukaryota, Metazoa, Chordata, Aves, Passeriformes, Passeridae. The annotation marks the transcript as partial. The record is from RefSeq and is a predicted model, not a curated record.
CAGGAGGAGGCGGCGGGGCAGAACCAGAGCCUGAUCCAGAGGCUGCAGGACCUGGAGCAGCAUUCCCGGGAAUCCAGCACGCUGCAGCACAUCCAGGCCACGCUGCUCUACGACAUCCAGGCCCAGAUCAACAACAUCUCCGCGCUGGCCGACUGGGCCUGGCGCAACCCUGGCUGCCUCAGCCCCGCCGACAUCCGCCUCCAGGAGGAGAUGCGGCAUCCAGAAAUCAAACACGGCCGGAAUUGUCCCAUCGACUGCGCUUCCGUCUACUACAACGGGCUCCGGAGAUCCGGGAUUUACAGCAUCCUGCCCUCCGUCCGCGGAAUUCCCAUCGAGGUCCUCUGCGAGAUGGACACGGAAGGGGGCGGCUGGACCGUCAUCCAGAGGCGCCAGGACGGAUCCGUGGAUUUCAACCGGACCUGGAACGAGUACAAAGAAGGAUUUGGGGACCUCAACGGGGAAUUCUGGCUGGGCAACGACAACAUCCACAGGAUGACCAGCCAAGGGGAUUAUUCCCUACGGAUCGACCUGGAAGACUGGAAUAACAAACACAAGCACGCCUUCUACCAGGUCUUCAGCAUCGAGGACGAGGAAAACUUCUACCGGCUGCACGUGGACGGGUUCAGCGGCACCGUGGAGGAUUCCUUCGCCUGGUACCACGACAAGAGGAGCUUCAGCACCCCGGAUUCCGGGAAUAUCUGCGCCGAGAUUUCCCACGGGGGCUGGUGGUACCACCAGUGCUUCUUCUCCAACCUCAACGGCGUCUACUACAAGGGCGGCCGAUAUUCCAUCAAAAACCGGAAGAUGCUGGGCCCGGACGGGAUCGUGUGGUAUUCCUGGAAGGACACGGACUACUAUUCCCUGCGGAAGGUGGUGAUGAUGAUCCGGCCGCGCGCCUUCCGGCCCCACCUCUCCCCGUGA